Molecule: messenger RNA, 1999 nt
Organism: Mus pahari (shrew mouse)
Lineage: Eukaryota; Metazoa; Chordata; Mammalia; Rodentia; Muridae
Gene: Sft2d3
Product: SFT2 domain containing 3
Exons: 1
Coding region: 16-660 (214 amino acids)
Biological process (GO): vesicle-mediated transport
Cellular component (GO): membrane
Source: RefSeq, a predicted model, not a curated record
GCCCUCGGGUCCGAGAUGGCGGAUCUCCACCGGCAGCUGCAGGACUACCUGAAGCAGGGGAAGGCGAGCAGGCCGGCGGCCGCAGAGCCGCUGCUCGGCGCGAGGGCAGCAGAGGAGCCCGAGGCCGGGGCCUGGCUGGGCAGCAGGGCUCUGCGAUGGCCGUGGGCACAGAGCGCGGCCGAGCCGUCGCCGUCGCCCGCGGGCUCGCGGUGCCUCCCCAGCGUGACGCGCGGGCAGCGCCUGGUGGCGGGCGGCCUGGGUCUGCUGCUGGCCGCGCUCUGCUUCGGCCUGGCGGCGCUCUACGCGCCGGUGCUGCUGCUGCGCGCGCGCAAGUUCGCGCUCCUCUGGUCGCUGGGCUCGGUGCUGGCGUGGGCGAGCGCGGCGCUGCUGCGGGGCGGCCCGGCGUGCGGCCGGCUGCUGCGCGGCGAGGAGACGCCGUCGCGGAGCGCGCUCGGCUACGCCGCCGCCUUGGGCGCCACGCUCUACGCCGCGCUGGUCCUGCGCAGUACGGUGCUGACGGCGCUCGGCGCUUGCGCACAGGUAGCCGCGCUGCUCUACGCCUUGAUGGGGCUCCUGCCCUGGGGCGGGGUGACGGCGCUGCGCCUGGCGCUGGGUCGCCUGAAUCGCGGGACGGGCUUAGCCAACGCGCUCCCGGUGUGACAGUCCCAGUCUCGAGGAUGAGGAACCAGCCAGGCUAGGGACACUCCACGGUACCCCGGCCAACAAGGACAAGGCAUCAUCAAGAACUGAUGGAUGCACCGGAGGCUCGAGAUCCUUUGGCUUCAGUAUUGUGCGGUUCUGGGUCGCAUGGGCCACGAAAAUACCUGAUUUAACAGUGCUCCUGGAGAUCACUAUCAUGAACUGCUUUCGCACUAAACUGGCAUGACACGGAAGUCAUUUUUAGCGAGAAAAAAGAAAGGAAUAGCUUUCUGACUUAGCCGCUUUGGGAAGAACUACAUUCUACCUUUUGUCAUUUAAAGAAAUGCAGGGUAUGUUUGGUGGAGCAGCAGGUUUCAGUUCUGCUGCAGCUUUCCAAACCCUCCUUAUUUCCUAUUCACUGUAAAGCAAUCCAGAUUAUCAGAUUAAACAGUAAAUUUAACCACUGGAUUUAAAAUAGUGAUUAGUUAAUACAUUCUACCUCAGGGUUUUUCUUCAGUUAAGAAGUAAAUAUGGUGCUUUAUAAUAUUUAAGUGUAAAUAUUUACUUGUCAAAGCAAUAUUCUAGACCAAAAUGCCAGAUAUCCAGUAUGAUUGGCAAAAUUUGCAAAGGUUUCUGCAAAAGGAAUCCUGGGAUGCAGGACAUUUUUACAUCUGCAGUUACCAUAGUUAUAAAUGAUAGGUUUGCCAAGUUUUCAUGAUUCCUAACAUUGCUGCUUGUUAAAAGUCCUACAUGGUUUGAUAAUGUUGAGUAAAAUGCUUUUCCUACGUAAAGUUCAGCAGGUAGUUGUGGUGCUGGAAAGAAUCAGCACUUAAGUCUAUCAUAAUUUAUUGCCAAAAACUCUAUUCAGUAUUGAACCUGGAUGCACUAGAAAGUAAAGGGCAUUCAACUUAAAAUGUCACACCGGUGGCUCUCACACUAGACGCCACAUCCCAUCAGUUCACUUACAAUACUGGUGGCUGGGUCUGGACGUUUUUUAUGUAUAAUAAUAUAUAAAACAUGCAUGUCCAGCUGAGGGUAAGACCCAUAUCUGUGCACUGGCUUGUACAAUGUGAAAUAAGUUUCCCAGGCUGCUCCAAUGUUGCCUUAACAGGUUAGGUCAAACAGUCCCCCAAGAUGUGAUCCUAUACUGGCCCAUAUCCCGACUUCACAGAUUUCCAAGACAACUAGCCUUUUGCCAUGCUCUCCUGGCAGUAAACAGAGCUACCCACCUCUCUCAGGAAAGGAAAUGCUAUUUUCAAGCACUGGUAUGCAUUUUUGUUAAUAUGUUCAAGAUACUAAAUUCGGUUUCCAAUAUUGUCUCAAGAAUUCAUUACUUGAAAAUAAGUUUUAUAAAAUUCUA